AUGACUCGUGCACAGUUGGCGGACAUGAUGGGGCACUUGACUGGUUCUAGACCUCAGGGUGACAGGGGUGGCAGUCGCGUGGCUUUGUCAUUCAUUAGAGAUCAGAUGGCGGAUUUGCACCCAGAUAUUACCCACGAGACGGACCAUCUUUGGAAGUACACUCGGUUGGCGUUGCUCCUACUUUUCGGGUGUGUCUUGUUCCCGGACACUUCGGGGAGUAAAGUGAGUAUGCGCUUUCUCCAUUGUCUUGAGCAGAUGGAUGAGCUACCACAGUACAACUUGGGUGCUACUGUUCUGGCGUAUCUAUAUAGGAGCAUGUGCCGGGCGAGCGUAGGUCCAGCGGUUGAUAUAUGUGGUUUUCUGCCCCUCCUGCAGGUGCAAAAAAUUUCCGAAUACAUUGUUCGUUACCCCAAAUUCUAUAUCGUGAAAUGA
Molecule: messenger RNA, 432 nt
Organism: Nicotiana attenuata
Lineage: Eukaryota; Viridiplantae; Streptophyta; Magnoliopsida; Solanales; Solanaceae
Product: serine/threonine-protein phosphatase 7 long form homolog
Exons: 1
Coding region: 1-432 (143 amino acids)
Source: RefSeq, a predicted model, not a curated record